AUUUCUCUUCUUCUUCUUUAUUGCUUAUAGCUUCUGAGCAUCAAUGGAUCCACAUCAUAAUAAUCUUCUCCUCUUUGUAGCCUUUUUUGUUCUCUGCUUAGCCGCGAGUGGAGUAACCGGGUAUGCCACGGUCACAGGCUCGGUGUUUUGUGACCAAUGCAAGGAUGGGGAGAGAUCUUUGUUUGAUUUUCCUGUCUCUGGAAUCAAGGUUAGUGUCACAUGUUCUGAUGAAAAUGGAGAGGUCUAUAUGUCAAGAGAAGAGACUACUAAUUGGCUUGGAGGUUAUGUAAUGAGAUUUGAUGGUACACCGGAUCUGAGUAACUGUUAUGCUCAAGUUUCAGAUAAUGGAGUUCAACAAGACCCAAGUAGUUGCAGCAUUGCUUCAGGUCCUGCACAGAAACUUAAACUAAUGUUCAGCUUUUUUGGGAUUGAAACGUUUGCUGCGGAUGCGCUUCUUGCUCAGCCAAUUCAGCCAAGGUCUUUUUGUCCUAAACCACCCGCAGCUCCGGUCAUGCCUCCUCCUCAAGUCCCGGUCAUGCCUCCUCCUCAGGUCCCGGUUAAGCCUCCUCCUAAGGUCCCGGUUAUAAGUCCUGAUCCUCCAGCUAAAUUGCCUCAUCCUCUGGUCCCGGUCAUAAGUCUUCCUCCAGUUACAUCACCUCCUCAGUUUAAGCUUCCACCUUUGCCUCCAAUGCCAUUUGUAGAGCCAUCAGCUUGUUCUCACCAGUUGUGGAUGAAACCUGAGUACAGAUGCUACUGGAAGGUGAUAGGUCCAGACACGAAGGUUGCGGUUGCAUUUGGGCUAGUAGCCGGGAGGAGAUACGGCACUGAUAUGACAGUACGUGAAGCGCUUGACGGGCGAGGAGAAGCCUAUAAGACACUCCUAAGAGAGGCAACAACUGCAUUACUCAAUUCAUACAACUCUCUAGGCUUUCCAUAUAAUUCCAUCGCUGUGAUCACAUAUACCAAUUUGGCUCUCCUCGGGAAUUCGGAACAUGAUGUUCUCAUGACCGCUAUUCGUUUCAUUAAGGCUAAUUCCGGAACCUGCAGAUUUACAGUCUGCAAUUGAUUGUUGUGUUUUUCUUCCUUACAUACUCUACACUUUCAUUGUUUUAGGGUCCUUUUGUAAUACUAUAAAAGUCUAUACCUGGAUUCAUUGGAGAAUUUAUGGACUUUUGUUAUAUUCCCUCUUUAUACUAAGCAUUAAAAUUAGUUGUUACAA
This is a messenger RNA of Arabidopsis arenosa, 1219 nucleotides long. The record is from the annotation of a GenBank genome assembly. Lineage: Eukaryota; Viridiplantae; Streptophyta; Magnoliopsida; Brassicales; Brassicaceae.